GCUGGCCGGAGGGGCCACUAGGGACAGCGUCGCCUCAGAUAUCCUGCUGGAUGACAUCAUCCUUACCCAUUCUCUCUUCCUCCCAACGGAGAAAUUUCUGCAGGAGCUACACCAGUACUUUGUUCGGGCAGAGGCCUUGGAGGGCCCCGAGGGGCUGGGCCGGAAGCAGGCCUGUCUGGCCAUGCUCCUCCAUUUCUUGGACACCUACCAGGGGCUGCUGCAGGAGGAAGAGGGCGCCGGCCAGAUCAUCAAGGAUCUGUACCUGCUAAUUAUGAAGGAUGAGUCCCUUUACCAGGACCUUCGAGAGGACACACUGAGGCUGCACCAGCUUGUGGAGACGGUGGAGCUAAAGUACACUCUUGUCUUCUGCCGGGUCUACAUGCCUGAUCACUCUUAUGUGACCAUACGCAGCCGCCUCUCAGCAUCUGUGCAGGACAUCCUGGGCUCUGUGACGGAGAAACUGCAGUACUCAGAGGAGCCUGCAGGGCGUGAGGAUUCCCUCAUCCUUGUAGCUGUGGCCUCCUCAGGAGAGAAGGUCCUGCUGCAGCCGACUGAGGACUGUGUUUUCACCACGCUGGGCAUCAACAGCCACCUGUUUGCCUGUACCCGGGACAGUUAUGAGGCCCUGGUGCCCCUCCCUGAGGAGAUCCAGGUCUCUCCUGGAGACACAGAGAUCCACCGAGUGGAGCCCGAGGACGUUGCCAACCACCUUACUGCCUUCCACUGGGAGCUGUUCCAAUGUGUGCACGAGCUGGAGUUCGUGGACUACGUGUUCCACGGGGAGCGCGGCCGCCGGGAGACGGCCANAAAGCAUCCUCGCUGCCCACUGAAAGGCUUGCUGAUGCCCGGCCGUGUUCAUGCCAGGAUUCCCGAGGAGAACCAGCCGCCCAGCAAGCAGGUGAAGCCACUCUUCCGCCACUUCCGCCGGAUAGACUCCUGUCUGCAGACCCGAGUGGCCUUCCGGGGCUCCGAUGAGAGUGAGUGUGGGCACGAGGAGGACCAAGGAUUCCUGAGUAGCUCAGGGGAACACAUGGGGUCUUGGGGUUUGGGCACCUUCAGUGGAGUCCCCCUGUGUAGUAGAACCAGCUCCUCUCAAGCAUCUUCUUCAGAGGCCAGCCUCGGUGGGGAGCACAGCUGCAAGCAGAACCAGGACCUGCUGUCCCUCUACGCCGUGGUCAUGGGGCUGGACAACGCCGCCGUCAGCCGCCUGCGGCUCACCUGGGAGAAGCUGCCAGGGAAAUUCAAGAACUUGUUCCGCAAAUUUGAGAACCUGACGGACCCCUGCAGGAACCACAAAAGCUACCGGGAAGUCAUCUCCAAAAUGAAGCCCCCUGUGAUUCCCUUCGUGCCUCUGAUCCUCAAAGACCUGACAUUCCUGCACGAGGGGAGUAAGACCCUUGUAGAUGGUUUGGUGAACAUUGAGAAGCUGCAUUCAGUGGCUGAAAAAGUGAGGACAAUCCGCAAAUACCGGAGCCGGCCCCUUUGCCUGGACAUGGAGGCGUCCCCUCAUCACCUGCAGACCAAGGCCUAUGUGCGUCAGUUCCAGGUCAUUGACAACCAGAACCUCCUCUUUGAGCUCUCUUAUAAGCUGGAGGCGAAUAGUCAGUGAGAACAGAGGUUCUGGGCAGCGCCCACCAGGGGCCUUGGGCACCUGGCACUCAAGCACUUUGCACCAUGUCCUAACCCACAUCUGACAUCUUUCCCCUGGAGCAACUUACUGGCCCUCAGGAAAGAGUUGUGUGGACUUACCCUGGGACUGAUAAGCCUGUUCAUCCUGCUGAAGUCCUCUACCCCUUGCUUCUUCAAGCCAAAAUCACACUUUGCUGGUUCCUGCCCUUGCCGGGAAAGGGGGCAGAGAGCUCCCUCCUCUCUCCGCUCCCAUUGAGGUCUGCUCUGCAGGUGGAGUUUGCAACCUCCUCUUCCCAAGCAGGAAGGAAAAGCUGCCACCCUUCAUUUCGCAGAGCAGGAUUGUGGGAGGGAUUGCCACCCUUCUCCUCCACCUGUCUAGCCUCUACCUGGUCAGGAUGGGACUCCCGGAUGUACCCCCUGGAAUAUUAUUUUGCCCUGUGUCUGA
Molecule: messenger RNA, 2074 nt
Organism: Galeopterus variegatus (Sunda flying lemur)
Lineage: Eukaryota; Metazoa; Chordata; Mammalia; Dermoptera; Cynocephalidae
Gene: RAPGEFL1
Product: Rap guanine nucleotide exchange factor (GEF)-like 1
Exons: 16
Coding region: 182-1609 (475 amino acids)
Biological process (GO): Ras protein signal transduction; positive regulation of GTPase activity
Cellular component (GO): plasma membrane
Molecular function (GO): guanyl-nucleotide exchange factor activity
Source: RefSeq, a predicted model, not a curated record